Anarrhichthys ocellatus (wolf-eel) is the source of this 2846-nucleotide messenger RNA. It is a transcript of the gene ppm1nb, whose product is annotated as protein phosphatase, Mg2+/Mn2+ dependent, 1Nb (putative). NCBI's taxonomy places the organism in Eukaryota, Metazoa, Chordata, Actinopteri, Perciformes, Anarhichadidae. Gene Ontology annotation, molecular function: magnesium ion binding; manganese ion binding; protein serine/threonine phosphatase activity. Bases 325 to 1617 code for a protein of 430 amino acids. The transcript has 6 exons. Gene Ontology annotation, biological process: protein dephosphorylation. The record is from RefSeq and is a predicted model, not a curated record.
GUGAGAAAGAGGGCGAAAUCACAGCAGCGCAGAGGAGAGAACAAGUAAGAGAGGCAGGAUGAGUGGAGGAGAGAGCACUGAUCAGUGAGGUCUCCAGAGAGGAGAGAGGAGAGGAAGGAGAUGAGCAGAGAGAGGGGGGUGAGCAGCCAGCACUGAGAGCAUCUAUCAGCUCAGGCGGCCAUGCUCUGAGCCCUGGAGCGGCAGGGCUAUACGCAGACACUGCACAGGCCCAGCAUCAGGCCCAGCUCCGCCAUUCGUCCCAGCCACAAACACAGAGGAAGGGAUAAAAGAAGAUUCCACCCACAUCAGCUGGGCAGAAAAGCCAUGAGGACAGCCAGGAAGGGCAGCGUGGAGAUGCCUGCGUUUAUGCGGCAGCUGGUGAAAGAGACAGAGAAGAGGGUCAGCUCUUUCUUCAAAGGGGGCCGUGGAGGAGCAGCUGAGGGAGAGCAGCCAGGGGACGCUGAGAGGGAGGAGGUCAUUCCUAGCCCCUACCUGGACCGGCCAGUCCUGGACAAGCUAACCGAGGAGGGCUGCGCCCGCUGGGGCCUUACCUACGCCCUGGGAAGCAUGCAGGGCUGGAGGGCCAACAUGGAGGACUUCCACAACUGUGUGCCACAGCUGGGUGGAGAACUGGCCGACUGGAGCUUCUUCGCUGUGUUCGAUGGUCACGCAGGCAGCACUGUGGCACAGUACUGCUCCCAGCACCUUCUGGGUCAGAUCCUAACCACAGGUGGGAUGGGAGCAGAGGAUGACCCUGACAGGGUCAAAGGAGCCAUCAUGGAGGGCUUCCUGCAAACAGACAAGCACCUGCACUCCGCGGCACGUCGAGAAGGCUGGGAGAGGGGUGGUACCACCGUGGUGGCCGCCCUCAUCUCGCCGUAUUACAUCUACUUCGCCAACUGUGGAGACUCGAGGGCCGUGCUGUGCCGGUCUGGCCAGGUUUGCUUCUCCACCGAAGACCACAAACCUUACAGUCCUCUGGAGAAAGAGCGCAUUGAGAGUGCGGGCGGCUCUGUGUCCAUCCAACGGAUCAACGGCUCCCUGGCCGUGUCCCGUGGUCUGGGGGACUUCAGCUACAAGGGAGCGGAGAACCGGACGCCCACCCAGCAGAUGGUAUCACCAGAGCCAGAGGUGUGCGUGGUGGAGCGCUCACCAGCAGAUGAGUUCCUGGUGCUCGCCUGUGACGGGGUGUGGGACAUCAUCAGCAACGAGGACCUGUGCGCCUUCAUCCACAACCGGCUGAGUGUCUGCACUGACCUGAGGGAUGUCUGCACCCAAGUCAUUGACCUCUGUCUCUAUAAGGGCAGCUUGGACAACAUCAGCAUCAUCCUGCUGUGCUUCCCUGGAGCCCCCCAGCUGUCAGCAGAGGCAUUACACCAGGAGGCUGAACUGGGGGACCUGCUGGAGUCCAAAGUAGCAGAGAUUUAUGCUGAGCUGUGCGUCAGAGGGGAGGAACCUGACCUGCUGUCUGUCCUCACAGUCCUCGCAUCCACCGACAUCCCCGGGUUACCACCAGGUGGAGGCAUACAGAGCAAAAGGAACUGCAUUAUUUCUGCCUACUAUCAACAAAGAAAGACCCACAAGCCCAUGCUACCAAAUGGCCUGGGAGGCUCUUGAGAAGCCGGGCUGUUCUCCAAGGAUCCGUGGAAGGACUGUAAUUAAUAUCAAUAUUAUUAAAACUGUUUUCUUUCAUGUGUGCACUUUGACAAAAAGGGAGAUGUUGAACAGACAGGGGUGUUUGUUUACAUCAUACUAGCAAACAGCAUCUUGUCAUAACAAAUACAAUGCAAAAUAGAUCUAAUAAAGCCUAAUACAUUUUAUAUUUAUACAAGAAGGAGAUUUUGUAAAACUUACUCAGAGACACGAUCCAGCAACAAACCUCUGCCUCAUAUUCAGUGAACAGAAAAUACAGAUGACACUUUCAAAUGACUGUAAAACUGAAUAACAACCAGCUGUGAAAUUAUACAUUGUACAUUGGAUGAAAUUAUAAAUGAGCAUAUGUAUGUAGAGUUGUAUUUUUAAGAAGAUGUUUUAAAAAUAAGGAAGGAAAAAUGGGUUGUUGCUAGCCCAAAAGCUCACAUAUAUCCAUUUGCUUUAACAGGGAGCGCUAACAGUGCUAGCAGCUGGGCAGCUGAUGGGGGUGCACAAAUUUAGCAUUUUCAUCAUGGCAAAAAAGUGACAGGCAAAUAAACACUAAUGAAAUGUUUAAUUCUGCUAUUUAAAUCUCAACGCAUACACAGUCAAGAAAAGAUACAUUUCACACAAAAUCGAAACCUUUUUUUGAAAAGGUGUUUACUUCUACAACUUGUGUUUACUUUAAACAUGUAGAAUUAGAUCCACUUCGCCCAGUGAAGUUAUGUGAUAUGUUAUGAGUUAUGUGUUCAAAUAAUUAGAUUAUUAUCUAAAGAUCUAUACAGCAUGUAACGGUUGCAUUGUGAACAAGUUCUGAACUAAAAGCAUCCCAAAAUUGGCCAAAUACCCUAAAAUCUGUAUUUACUGACCGAUCAAAAUCUAUUUUCCGUGAAUAAGUUCUACGCCUAUAUUUCUUAUAAUAUAAUUCUUUCUAUAUUCAUAUAACCAUAUUUGUAAACAUUUGAAUCAAUACAGUGUAUGUGAAAUGUGUUUUUUUCCAUAAGUUUGAUGAUAUGUACUGUGCUGCCUUAUUCAUCUUUUAUAUAGCAAAGAUAAAACAAACAGCAUCAGACCGGGUCAGUUUCAGGAUGGGUCAUUUAAUCCGCAUCAUAUAUUGGAUUGUUUUAUUAUUCAGUGAGUAAUCUUCUGUGUAUAGACAUUACAUGUUAGGAGUCAUGACUGUUUUAAACCUAAAUAAAGAAUAUUUAAUUGAC